This is a messenger RNA of Raphanus sativus (radish), 2565 nucleotides long. RefSeq names its product helicase sen1-like. Lineage: Eukaryota; Viridiplantae; Streptophyta; Magnoliopsida; Brassicales; Brassicaceae. Gene Ontology annotation, molecular function: helicase activity. The transcript has 4 exons. The record is from RefSeq and is a predicted model, not a curated record. The coding region runs from base 1 to 2565 and encodes 854 amino acids.
AUGAUGAACAAUCUUAUAGAAAGAAGAAGGGUCAUCGAGAAAAAGGAGAAAACAACUCUGUUCGAUAGAGUAUUUUCUUGGUCUAUCAAAGAUAUUCUCAACAGAGACCUCUUCAAGCAAAAGAGGAAGACAAUACCAGACAGGUUUGGAACCGUCAAUGAAUACGUUCAGUGCUUUAUUCCUCACCUACUCGAAGAAACUCGAACCGAGUUGUUCUCAAGCUUGAAAUCUGUAUCCAGAUCUCCUGUCUUUUUCAUACGUUCGAUGGAGAAUAGGACAAAGAAAUCUAGUGGAAGUUCGUCAGACACAUUGCUGUACGAUAUAACAUUAACCUAUGCAGAUAACUUUGGUGCCAAGUACCAGCCAAAAUGUGGAGAUCUUAUUGCUCUGACCAAGCAAAGGCCGAGACGAAUUGAUGACUUAGAUCCUUUACUUCUCGCCUACGUGUUCAAGAUGGACGGCGAUCUUAUUAUCUCUGUUCAUGCGUCUAGAUCGAUAUCUCCUGAUGAGAUACAUUCAGUCAGUUUUGGUGUUUCCCUCACGACUUUAACAACAAACACAAGAAUUUGGAAUGCUUUGCACAACGAAGCUGCUAAUUCUACUCUAAUUCAGAGUAUUCUUCAGGGAAAUACUCAGGCUACAGAACAGUGUUUUUGUAUUGGUAAUGAGUUCGACGGUUCUGACCGUGUUUUGGAUAUAAUCCGAUCAACCAAAUUGAAUGAUUCCCAAGAAGGUGCAAUCUUGAGCUGUCUCAAGACGAGAAACUGUAGUCACAUAAACAGUAUCAAACUGAUAUGGGGACCUCCUGGUACAGGCAAAACAAAGACGGUCGCAACACUUCUCUUUGCCCUUCUCAAGCUACGGUGCAAAACAGUUGUGUGCGCUCCUACAAACACAGCUAUUGUAGAAGUUACACAGAGACUGUUGGCUCUGUUUAAGGAAAACUGUUUGUCAGAACUUGCUACUUAUGGGAUGGGGAGUAUUGCGUUAUCUGGAAACCGAGAGAGGAUGGGGAUAGACAAGAAGGAUGAUCUUCUCAAUGUGUUUCUUGAUGAGCGCAUAGGUAAACUUGGUCACCUGUUUUCCCAAUCAUCUUCUGGUUGGAAUCAGAGGCUAGAGUCACUGAUACAAUUUCUUGAGAACACAGAGUCUGCUUACAGUGACUAUGUAGAUCAAGUUGAGGAGAACACAGAGUCUGAUUACAGUGACUAUGAGUAUGAAGAAAAAGAUACGUUUGGAGAGUUUGUCAGGGACGCUUUUAAUGACUAUAGUGAGGAUCUAGAGACGGAUAUGGUUGAUCUGUACACUCAUCUGCCAAUGUCUUUCAUUACACCCCAAGUUGUGAAGAAGAUGGUGGCAGCCCGUCAAGCGCUUCAACGUGUAAGAUACUUCUUGAAGGAGAAUGGUUCAGGAGAUCAGUUAAUAGAAGGAAGCUUUAAAAUGGACUGCUUCAAGAGACUCGUCAGUGUUGAUUGCCUUGACGCUCUAAGUUCGCUGCCAAGACGUUUUGAGGAGAUUCCGGACAUGUUGGAAACUGAAGAUAUCAAGAAGUUUUGUCUACAAAACGCGGAUAUAAUCUUCUGCACAGCCUCAGGCGCUGCGGAACUGAAUGCAGGUAGAACAGGAAGUAUAGAGCUUCUCGUGGUUGACGAGGCGGCUCAGCUUAAAGAAUGUGAAUCAGUUGCUGCAUUGCAGCUUCCUGGUUUGCGUCACGCUGUUCUUAUCGGAGAUGAGUACCAGUUACCUGCAAUGGUUCAUAACGAAGAAUGCGAGAGUGAUAAAUUCGGAAGGAGUUUGUUUGAGAGGUUGGUUUUGCUUGGUCACGACAAGCACUUGCUUAACGUUCAGUACCGUAUGCAUCCUUCCAUUAGCUGUUUCCCAAACAAAGAGUUUUAUGGUGGGAGGAUCACAGAUGCUGCGGUUGUUCAAGAAAGCAUUUAUCAGAAGAGGUUUCUGCAAGGAAACAUGUUUGGUUCUUUUUCAUUUAUCAAUGUUGGUCGUGGAAAAGAAGAGUUCGGUGAUGGACACAGCCCUAAGAACAUGGUUGAAGUUGCUGUGAUUUCUGAGAUCAUAUCUAGUCUCUCCAAAGUAUCAAGUGAAAGAAGGAUGAAGGUGAACGUUGGAGUGAUUUCACCUUACAAAGGACAAGUCAGAGCCAUCCAAGAGAAACUCGGUUCUUUAUCAUCAGGUCAGCUUAUGACUCUGAAUGUUCGAUCUGUGGAUGGGUUUCAAGGAGGAGAGGAGGACAUUAUCAUCAUCUCAACGGUUAGAAGCAACGGUAACGGGAAAGUGGGGUUUCUGAGUAACCGUCAGAGAGCAAACGUGGCGCUGACAAGAGCAAGGCAUUGUUUGUGGGUGGUUGGGAACGAAACGACUUUGGCUCUGAGUUGUUCGAUAUGGGGGAAGCUCAUAAGCGAGUCAAGGUCACGCGGAUGUUUCUUUGAAGCUACUGAUGAGAAGAAUCUGAGAGAUGCCAUGAAUGAUGCUUUGCUGGAAGAUGUGUCUUCCAGUUUUGCAUCUCUUACGAUUGGGAACAGGGGAAGGGGAAGGAGAAGUGGUUGGUAG